Messenger RNA from Aegilops tauschii subsp. strangulata, 170 nucleotides. Its product is annotated as mitochondrial import receptor subunit TOM6 homolog. The record is from RefSeq and is a predicted model, not a curated record. Lineage: Eukaryota; Viridiplantae; Streptophyta; Magnoliopsida; Poales; Poaceae. Gene Ontology annotation, cellular component: mitochondrial outer membrane translocase complex.
CGAAAGCCAAGCAAGGAGGCGGCGUACAAGGAGCUGCGCUUGCAUCUCAGCAUCAUGGCGGGCUGCAUCGCCGUCAUCCGCGCCGCCCCCUACAUCCUCCACUACCUCACCCGCGAGCCCGGCAUGACGGAGCUCAAGCUCGAGCUCUAGGGCGGCCCGGCCGCCCCCAC